This is a messenger RNA of Naegleria fowleri, 8100 nucleotides long. RefSeq lists its product as uncharacterized. The coding region runs from base 1 to 8100 and encodes 2699 amino acids. The record is from RefSeq and is a predicted model, not a curated record. The transcript has 3 exons. NCBI's taxonomy places the organism in Eukaryota, Heterolobosea, Eutetramitea, Acrasida, Naegleriidae.
AUGACCUCUCAUCCACCUCCACCACCCAUUCACUCUCCUUUUUCCGAAUCCUCAUCCGUCGACAACGAGGAAGAUUCCAUUCCUCUUCCACCAGGUCCCGUUCACACCUCCAUGAUCGAAGAAGAAGAUGAUCAUCGAACAACAAUUACAAAUUCGUCAAAAGGAGUUCCGCUGAUUCAAACGACUACCAUCACGACAACAACAACAACGACAUCACCACCACCACUCCAAGCCAAUCACGCCUGUUCUGAUUCAGGUGGUGAAGAAUAUAGUUAUAGUGGAAGUGAGAUGUCCACUCCAAGCUCGAAUCGAAUGACCGAACAUUCUACUCCUGUCGUCGCCACUACUAACACAUCAAACAUUCCCAUUCCAUUGGUUCCUCCCAUUCCCUUCGUUGUACCAAAACUUGAUCUUCCUUCACAAACAACAAGUUCCACAAAUUCCAUGAUUCCUCCUCCUCUUCCUUCCCUGUCUUAUGGAAUUACAGUCAGUCCAGCAGCAACAACAACCUCUCCGGAGAAACAACCUUCCACUCCUCCACACCAUUCGAUCAAUAGCAAUUCUUCACGUUCGGGAAGUGCUCUCACUCCGGUUUACGGAAAUCAAUCGGGACGAAGCAAUGGAGAACUUUCAAGUAGUAGUGGCGGAAUGAAUUUGGCAAAACGUUCAUUGAGAUUGGGCGAUGAAUUGGAACAACAAAGUAAAUACUUGUUUCAAGUGAAUGAGAAGGGAUUUGUCGUCUCAGUGGCUGCAAGUAUUUUGAUGGAAUUUCAACAAUUUGUGGAGAAAGAAUUUGUGGAGAGUGUGAAAACAAUUCCACCACAGAUUUUGAAUGAUGCAAAGGAGAAGAAGAGAGAUGAUGUUAAUUUUGCAUCCUUAUUUCAAUUUAGAACGAGUGAGAAUUAUUUGAAACAUUUGAAACUAUUCAAAGAUACUACUUUUGAAAAGAAUUGUCAAUUGUAUUGUCAACUUGUUCUUGAUUGGUUACAACAACCCUCAAGUACAAACGAAGUGGGUAUUCCUGAAUGGUCCUAUGUUAAAUUUAGAGCUCGUUUAAUGCAACAAUUUAAUUUGACAGGUGACGAGAAAUCAAAUGUAUUGUUGCAAUCACUUGAUAUCUUGAUUUGGCUCACUGCUAGUGACAUUCUGUGUGUGAUUUUAAAGAAUUAUAAUCCACAAGUUGUGGAUACUCAUGUGACAGAAAGCGUGUUGCGGUACUGUUUCACAGUUGUCAUUUAUGACACAUAUUCCAAUGCCAAAUUGUAUUCCAUUUGGAAACAAAUGCAAGAUUACAUCAUAGAUCAAUGGGCUUUCGUGAUUCGAAGAUUGAGUCGAAAGAACCUUUCAGAAGUGUGUUCCUUCUUUAUGGUCAAAAUGAACUCCAAGACUGACAAAGGACUUGCCAAAUGCUACAUGAAUAUUAUGAGAUUUGUGGAUAUUGACUUGUCGGAGAAUGUAAUUCCAACACGUGACUUGCUUGAAUCAUUAGUGAGCUUGGCAGAGAAGGACAAGACUGUCAAGUCAUCCAUCUCUCUAAGAAAUGCACUAUUACGAGUGUUACAAACCAUUUAUUUACAAUUGGACUUUGAAUUGGAAGAAAAUUGUAAUUUAUUGGAAGAGUUCAAUUUGAAAACCUAUGAGAUUGCAAAUAUGUAUGAAAAGUCAAAAAUUGGUCAAAAAGGAUCUUCAAAAGGUGAAAGCAUGAUUUUAAAGUCACUCAUUGUCAAACAUUCAGGAUUUGCUUUCCAUAAUGGACAUGCUGCAAAAGUUGUUGGAGAAGUUGUUGAAUUUGCACAAAAGAAGAAGGAUCAAAUUGAGAUAUUCAAUCAAUCUCUCUAUGCAUUGUGUGUCUUAAUGAAAGACAAGUAUAAUGUCGACCGAAAUAUGACGCCCUAUAGUUUUGUCAGAGGUCCCUAUCAAAAUCUAUUGAUCAAAUACAAACCAUUCGUCGAUGUGGUCUAUUCAGAGGCAGAUAAGAAUCUUGCUUACUUUACUGAAGAUCAAACGUCAAAGAAUAAGUACCGAGAAGUGAUGGCUCAGGUUGCAUCCGCUGUGAUCACAUUCUUAACAAAGAUGAAUGUGACAGUAGAAGCAGAAGAUUUCGAUGAUACUUCAUUUCUAUUGACACUUCUUGUCAUGAGAUUGGCUUCCUAUGAUGUUGAUAUUGUUCUAGGAAAGGAAGGAAUUAUUAGAAAAUUCCUGCAGCGUGAAUUUCAAAAGAAUAGUUUAUUCUCUGUGGUUGCCAUGAGAGUUCUCAAAAUCAUGCAUAACAACACCAAAGAUAGUUUCAAUAUUGACGUUUUGGCUUGUGAAUCAGAGAUGGAUUCUAUCAAGAGACAACCUACCUAUGCAAAUUUAUUGAACUCGAUUCGAAUCGAGUAUUCCUAUUUGAAGAAAAUUAUUGAACAUUGUUCAGAACGAAUGGAUAUUUCCAUUUUGCAAUAUACCGAUGUCGAAUAUAAUGUCAUUCGACCAGAAAAAACCAUGAUCUUUGUUCAAGAGGAAAGCGAUGGUGAUUCUGAAAUUGUCAUGCUCAAACCACCUUCAGAAAAACCAUCAGAAACUGGAGAUAAUUAUAGUUUUGGAUCCUCAGGUGCUGUGACUGAUCGCGAUUUGAGUUUGAUUAGUGACGCCGAUCACCAUCUCAAUUUAUCCUCAGCAAACCUCUCUGCUCCUGUUUCACCACGUGUUCGAAAGAUGACUAAAAAAGGAGCUUCUGAAACCGAUGUCUUUAAACCACUUAUGAGAAGAAAGACAGCAACUGUGAUAGACUUUUCUGCAACUUUGAAUCGAUAUCCAACACUUCCAACAAGUCCUCAACAAGAAUCUUCUUCUCAUCAUCAUCAUCAUCACGAGAAAAAGAAAUCCAAAAAGGAAGACAAACUCAAGAAGGAAAGAUAUGGCUUGGUGAAAUUACUCAUUUAUGGACUUUCAACCAUUCCACUCUUUGCAUGUGAAGAUUUGUUAAUGUUCGAACGAUUGGAGAGUUUUGUUGGAAAUUAUCUCAUGUGUGGUGAUCGAAACAUUGCUCUCUCAAUUUCUUCAGCAUUCCAAGAGACGAUGAGUGAACAUGCAAAUUUGAGAUCAUCCAUUCUGAGAAAGACCACUGAUUUAUUUGCAUUCCAUUUGAAACAAUUUAGCGAAGUGAAAAGUAUCAAAUUCUUGAUGAAGAAUAUUAUUCAAUUCUUAAAGAUUUGGUCCGAAGAUAAGAAUGGUAUUGAUCGAAGCAUUGACACUUGGAUUUUCAAACUCGAAGCAUGUUGCAUGAUUAGUAUGUGUUUUGUGGAUCGUCAACUUCGACUAAGUGCUUUGGAAUGUCUCGAAUUUUUAUCGAACUUGUUUUAUGAACAUGUUUCAGGACUUUGUUAUCGAACCAUUGUGGAAAAACAAUCUUCCAUCAUUCAACGAGCGAUUCGAAAGAUUGAGGUUCGAGAUGCCAUGGGCGUCGAUGAGUUUAUUUUGAAUGAUGACUUGUUAUUGAAGUUGGAAAAAGAAACUCUUGUUUCUGUUUCACAAAGUGAGACUGCCACAACUGUCUUGUAUACAUUUAUUCUAGCUUUUAUUGGAGAAACAUUGGCAGAACAAAAUUGUAAAAUGUAUACAGAAUUGAUUUCAAUUUUGAAAGAUUUCUGUUGUGAAGUGUCCACCGUUGCGUAUGAUGAUGAAAGAUUUGCUCCAUUGUGGACUGAUUCUUUGUGCUUGCUCGUAUCCCUGUGUGGUGUACCAAAUCCAGAAGAUCAAAACAUGUAUGCAGCUUUGGAGAAUUACAAGACACUUGUCAGAGGUUCUCUCAAGCAAAUUGACAUUUUUGACAAGUUCAUGUGUUCCGAUGAAGUGUGGCAUCACCGAUCCAUUGUCAACAUUUGUUCAUGUUUCAACUAUCAAGCUCUUCCUACAUUGCUCGAUAUGUUAACAAGCUAUCUUGAUUCCAAGAAGGAAAAGAAGGUCACUGCCAAUGUUAUUAUUGCUCUCAAAGAUGUUGCAAGAAUUGUGAACAGUUUCACACAAACUCAAAGUUUCACCAAACUUUUCAAAUAUCCAAACAUUUUCUCACACACCAUUCGAUUGAUUUCAGAACUCCUUCAAAAGUCUUAUUCUAUUCUUUCCACUGAAAAAGAUCUCAAGAUUAAGGAUCCAUUCCAAUUGUAUUGUGUUUUUCACACCUAUGCCAAUAAUGCUGCAUCUUUAAAUAAUGUUGCAAAAUCAUUGUACAUGAUGAAAAACACCACGACUCGACAAAAAGCACUCAAAAUGACCAAUGCUCUCUAUUUGAGAAAUGGAAAUGUUUGGCAUGAAGAUGCACGUGUCAAUGCAAUCAAUAAUUUGAGAGAAUGUUUAGACAAAAUUCCACAAAUGCAACAAAUUGCAGAAGUCACUGUUGAACGAAUGAAAGAUGAAAAAGCGAAAGAAUAUUGGCGAGGAGAAUAUGCCAAUAUUUUGACUGUGAAACUCAAACAUAUUUGUUUUAGAGCAAUUUCAAGUAUUCUCAAAGUGGAUCCAAUCACGACACUCUUUGCAAACACAAACUUUGAUUUCCAAAGUUUCUUUGUUUCUGCUGAACUUGCUGGAUAUCGAAUGUUGGAUGCAUUGCUUUGUCAUCACUUUGAACAUUUACUGCCAGAAUUUAUUUCUGUUAAUUACACAACUCCCGAUGAUUCGAUUGCUGAAGUUUAUAUGAAUGCCAUUUAUGACAAUUUAUUACCAAGUCCAACUGCAUUCUCUCCUCAUUAUUGCACCAAUGAUGACCGCUUGGAAUGGAUGCUCAUGUUAAAAGGUCAAGAAUUAUUUGAAGGAGCACCUUCAUUCCUUUCUGAAGAUGACAUUGUUUCAACCACCAUUGAAAAGAAUAUUCUUCCAAUUGUGUUGCUCAUGUUGUAUCUUCUUCAUCAUCCCUAUGAUUCAGUUCACUCAAAAGCAAGUGAAAUAAUUAUGGCACUUGUUCAAAAUAACUUUACUUUGGAUGAUUUGGAACCAAGAAUUGAUUUGAAAUUGAAAGAUGCCACCAUGUGUCGUUUGGAAAUUUUAGAUGUUGCCAUGAGAACAAAUUGUGUCACAACCGAUUAUGCACUUCAAAUUUCUGAUGCUGUCGCAGGAUUAGUGAGUUUUUGGAGUAAUGCUUUGUUUGCUGAAGCUCUUAAAUUCUGCACCACUUUGGCCAUCAACUCUAGAAAGGCAUUUAUGAUUCAAGUGUUAAAUCCAUGGAGCAAAUAUUUGGAGUUGUGUCCAGUUCCUCCACCUGUGGAUGUCAACGAAGUGAUUCACAUUGUCAUCAAAUUAUCCAUUCAUUUGCAGAGAUCUAUUGGUUUUAUCAAAGAAUUACACACACUUUGGAGAGAUUUGGCUUUGCAAGGUGGAUUGUUAAUGAAUCCAUUGAGUUCAACCUCAUCUCCUGUUCUUGGAUUAGAUUAUUCACAUGAAUUGACCUUCCCAAGAAAUUUGAUCAUGAUUGUGGAUUACAUUAAGGUACUUUUAUCGAAUGCUUACAUUCACGAAAAGGACAAACUUGAAAAGUAUAAUAUUGAAACAAUCUGUAGAGGAAUUGCAUUAGCUCUGUAUGCCUCUCAACCAAAAUUGACUCUCCAAUUGCUGAUUAGUGACUUGAGCACUUGUGACGACAAUUAUGGAGAUGCUGUGAUGUGCUUAUUGAAUGACAUUGUGUGUCACAACGAACACAAAAUUCACAUUCUCGAAAAAGCUCAUAUCAUUCUUUCCUAUGUAUUGAUCCGAAUGGAUGGAUCCAAUGAGAAUGCUCACACUCUCUUUACAAGUUUAUUAUUGAGUAUCAUUUCACAUACUGCUUCUCAAAUUCAUGAAAAGAAGAACUGGUUACUCCUUGUGAAAUUAUUGAAAGAAAAGGUGGUGACCAUCAAUUGGGUCGAUUGUCUUCUUGAACACAACUCUGACAAGUUGACACAACUCGAAUUGGAAUCUCUUGUUCCCUUCACAACCGAUCAAGGUUCAAUCAGUGCUGGUUAUUUAAUCAAGACUCUUGUCGAAUGUAUUGAACAAUCGGUGAAUCCACUUCUUCUCGAUUAUUUCGCUCAACAUGCAUUAGAAAUGGCCACUCGUGACACCAAAAACUUAAUUCUCGUUCACAACUAUCUCAGUAUUUUCUAUUACAUUUUAAGAAAUUCAAAAAAUAUUACACUUUCAAGAACAGUUCUCUAUCGAGUGCUUCAUUGCGUCUAUACCUUUGCCGAUGCGAAUGAAUUGAACUUUUUCAAUGCACAACAAUCUUUGGCACUCGUAAAUCGAACUGCUCCCGUGACAUUGAAUGCUCAGGAUAUUCUCAUUGAUUCAAAAGUAUUGGCUGUGGAUGUUUUACAUUUAAUGAUCACACGAAAUGCAACACUUGAUUACAAACAUGUCUUUUGGACAUUGAUUUCCAUAUUGUCAUCCAUUCCAGCUGUCUCUGCAAGUGCUGUUUCUGGAUCUUUAAAUUUAUAUAUUGAAGCCAUUGUGGAUUGUUUAUAUGAAUUGAGAAAUAAUGAACAAUGUUUCUCGAAAUAUUUCCUUAUUGAAAAUGAAAAGAUUGUCAAGAAUGAAUUAGAGAGAUAUAUUGCAGAGAGAGGUUGGAGAGGAAUGUUAUACAUAUUGGCAGAGUUUAUUGCUAAUAGGAAUAUUCAACCAAAGAUUUUGGACCUGUUGACCAUUUAUUUGAGAGCUAACAACAGUUACUUUUUGGAUGAAGUUCCAGAACGAAAACUCUUCACGUCACUUGUCAUUUUAAUGCCCUAUUUUGUGUGUGAUAUGGAUACACCAGAGUGUCAAAAUUUAAUGAAAACUGUUCGAGAAGAAUUGAAUGGACCACUUGCUGCAUGUUUUAACAACACUACAACCAUCACUCCUGUCGACUUUUCUAAUCGAGUUUGUUUAGAAUUAGUGAAUGCAUUCUUUUCCAAUACAGAAUAUGUGAUUCAUGCAGCGGAAAUUUUAACCAACAUGUACUUGACAAGUGCUGCCCGUUUACGAGAUGCCAUUUUGUUAGUUGUUUCAUCAUUUGUGAGAUUUUCUGCCAAAGAUGCUAACGCCUUUGCUUUAUUGUACAAGUUGGCCAUCACUUCAGAGAGUGAAGUGGCAAGUUCAUUCUUGUGUGAAGUACUUAAUCCUGCAAUUAGAGACUUUAAGCAAUUGUUGAAAUAUACAACAGAGGAUAUUCAGAGAUUGAAUGAUAUUUCCAAGUAUACACCAAAAUUAGCUGUCGAUCCAAAUCAAUCGAAAAUUAUGUGUACUCGAUUGAAAUUCUUAGUGGAAGAAGCAUUUUCAGUAUGUGGUCGCGGAGGUGACAAUCUUGCACCUUUCAAUAUUACCUCUUGUGAAAGUUCAACCUACAAUUAUAAGAUGAGAAGUGGAAAAUUGAAUUCUGCAACGAACAGUUCCGUGCAGUCACAAACUGUGAAUGGCAAUUAUGGAAUUUCAACUCUUCGAAAGACAUCCUCUUCCACUUCAGUCCCUCCAAUUACUUUCAAUGCUACUGUUACAAAGGCAAGUUCUGCCACACCCACACCAACCACAUUUUCUCUCAUGAAUAAGAUGAAUGGUGGUGGCGUCAGCAGUACAAGUAGUGUGGUCGUUCCAGAUAUGAUUCCACAACAACAAUUUGAAAUAUCUGCAUUUUCGAAUUCACCUAACAUCAAGCCCACUACAACAGCCAAUCCAUCAGCAGCAUCAGCAUCUUCAUCACCUCUAAUUACUAGUGGUGAUGUUUAUUUGCCUGAUUUAUCACAAUUAUUGUAUAAUGAGAAUUAUGCAAUUUAUUUCAAGGACUAUGCCCAGUCACUGUCAAUUCCAACGGAUGUGAUUGAUUUCUGUGUACAAGCCAUGAAAUAUGAAAAAGCUACAGAUUCCAUUCAGAGAAGUGUCUAUGCCAAGAGAAUUAUUCAGCAGUACAUUAAUGAUGAAACCUUUACAGUGCUGUCACCUGAGGAGAAACAAAAGAUUUUAACCAAGUAUAAGGAAAAUGUAAUUAAUCCACCAAAUAUUCUCUUCACAGAGGGUGCUGCCAUUAGUCAAACUCAUCUCUUGACACUCUAUCAAGGAUUUUUAUCAAGCUCUCAAGGUUCAGAGUUAUCUAGUCUCAUAAAGAACCACAGUAUUUAA